Molecule: messenger RNA, 1773 nt
Organism: Tribolium madens (black flour beetle)
Lineage: Eukaryota; Metazoa; Arthropoda; Insecta; Coleoptera; Tenebrionidae
Gene: Lnk
Product: SH2B adapter protein 1
Exons: 7
Coding region: 116-1582 (488 amino acids)
Biological process (GO): intracellular signal transduction
Cellular component (GO): plasma membrane
Molecular function (GO): transmembrane receptor protein tyrosine kinase adaptor activity
Source: RefSeq, a predicted model, not a curated record
UCAGAUCUGUCACACCUGUAAAAGUAGCGGCUUUACGUCAAAACAAUAAUAAAUUAACCGUAAAAUCGUGAAAAUAUGUGAAUGUGAAGGUCGUGUGGCCCCCUUGAAGUGUCCAAUGGCGACUGCAGUGGAACUCCAGUCGGUCGACAAUUCGUGGAUGGAAUUUUGCGAGAGACAUGCAAGUAUCGCGGCUCAAGACUUCUCUAAAAGUUGCAUCCAAUUCAUGUCUUUAAACCUCUCUGAAUCGGCAAAAGCGACAAUAACUUACAAAGAUUUCCUCAAGAAGUUUCUCGACACAUUUACCGAACACUUUGAAACCGACUUUAACAAACGCAAAUCUCAAAUUAACAAAAUUCCAAAUGGGGCCUCUCGAAUCGUCGACGACAUUUCGGAGCCCGAAGAGGGCUCUCCGAAAAUGCCCCAUAAGCCGUUUUUCCGAAGGUUAAGUUUCAAAAUGUUACGAAAAGGCAAAGAUUUAUUCCACAAACAGCACUCGGAUGAGGUCGAUUUGGCUCACAAUAAGACCAAAUUGGCCAAAAUAGUCGUCGAAUGCCGCAAGGAGGGGAUUGUGAGCUACUCAACUCCGGAGAGUCUCGACCAGCCUGGGGGCCCCCCUAAAUGGGAGAAAUGCCGCUUAGCCCUAGUCAAAGCCGUGGGCGGAUACAUGCUCGAAUUCUACUCACCACCGAAAGCCACUAAACCCCGUAGCGGCGUUUUUUGUGCCCUAAUCACCGAAGCCCGCGAGACUACUGCCCUGGAAAUGCCCGACCACGAAAAUACUUUCGUUCUCAAAGCCAACAAUAGCCUCGAAUUUGUGAUUUUAGCCCGAGACACCGAUGAUAUGAGGUCGUGGCUUGCUACGAUUAAGUAUUGCAUACGGUUGGGGGCGGGUUAUGGUGACACCGCCCCCGGGGAUCACCGCGACUAUCCUUCAGACGCCCCUGAGCUGCCCCCGAGACAUGUCUCGGGUCGAGGAGGCGACCGGUUGGCGUCCAAUAGUAAUUUUGAUAUGUACCCCUCAACCGGUGAUAAUAUCUCAAUGGAAACUGAUAUUGGCCAGACUUUAAAAAAAGAGUUUUGGUUCCAUGGCACUCUCGGUCGGUCCGAAGCAACAAAUCUAGUCCUCCAUGACGGUGCUAGGGGCCAUGGUUUAUUUUUGGUUCGCCAAAGUGAGACCCGAACCGGCGAAUUCGUCCUAACUUUCAAUUUCCAAGGCCGGGCUAAGCACCUCCGAAUGACUAUCAACGAUCAAGGCCAAUGCCGAGUCCAACACUUUUGGUUUCAGUCCAUCUACGAAAUGCUCGAACAUUUCCGACAACAGCCGAUUCCACUCGAAAGCGGUGGUAACUCUGACGUCACACUAACCGAUUUCGUUGUAAAUUCCGCCGCUAGAGGGCAGCUCCAAGGCUCGAUAGGGCGGAGCUCCCAAGCUUCCACCAAUGGUGUGCACGAUCGAAGAGUCCCGCCCAUACCCGAAAUAAGACAAGUCCAAACACAUAACGGGAGUGUACGAACUCAGGAAACAACACUGGAACAAAUUUCUGAAGCAAGAGCUGUUGAAAAUCAGUACAGUUUUGUUUAAAAAACAAUGUUUCACAAAAUAAAAGUCAGUAUUAUAAAAUAGUGAUCAUAUCUUCAUAUGUUUCUGCUCUUAUUUUUUUCAAAGCUGCUUUAAGACAUGGUCACUAUUUGAAAAAAAAUCAAAUAAGGACAAUAGAUGUUUCAGAAGUGUACCCCUCCCCCUAAAAACUGUAAUAUAUGUUAUAUACGUCA